UCGCUCCAAGGCAAGACACAUACACAACACCCAUACACUUCGAAGUGGUUUCGGUGGCCGGCUCGGCUGGGCAGGUCAGGUCGAGGAUGUCAGGUCUUCACCUGGGAAAGAGGAGAGAUGAGAGACGGCUGGAGCUGUCCAGGGAUUUCACUGUCGCCUCGCCCGCCGAGUUUGUCACUCGGUUUGGGGGAACGCGGGUCAUUGAAAAGGUGCUCAUUGCUAACAAUGGCAUUGCAGCGGUUAAAUGCAUGCGGUCCAUCCGCCGAUGGUCAUACGAAAUGUUUCGGAACGAGAGGGCGAUUCGGUUUGUGGUGAUGGUGACUCCCGAGGACCUGAAGGCUAAUGCAGAGUACAUCAAAAUGGCGGACCAGUACGUGCCAGUCUCUGGGGGAUCCAACAAUAACAACUACGCCAAUGUGGAGCUGAUCGUGGACAUUGCAAAGAGAAUCCCAGUGCAGGCGGUGUGGGCUGGCUGGGGACAUGCCUCGGAGAAUCCCAAACUCCCGGAGCUUCUGCAGCUGCACGGUGUGGCAUUUCUAGGUCCUUCCAGUCAGGCUAUGUGGGCAUUGGGUGAUAAGAUAGCCUCCUCCAUCGUAGCUCAGACUGCUGGGAUCCCAACAUUACCUUGGAGUGGAAGCGGUUUGACUGUGGAAUGGUCGAAGGAAGAUGAGAUGCUGCGGAGGAUGGUUCAUGUGCCAUUGGACGUGUACAGGGAUGGCUGUGUGGGAGAUGUCAAUGAGGGCCUGGAGGCUGCAGAGAAGAUUGGCUAUCCAGUGAUGGUGAAGGCAUCCGAAGGCGGUGGAGGUAAAGGAAUUCGAAAGGUCAACAGUGCAGAUGAUUUCCCCAACCUGUUCAGACAAGUCCAGGCUGAGGUGCCCAGCUCCCCAAUAUUCAUCAUGCAGAUGGCUCAGAAUGCCCGGCACCUGGAGGUACAGAUCCUGGCGGAUCAAUACGGCAAUGCCAUCUCCCUGUUCGGCCGUGACUGCUCCAUCCAACGCCGGCACCAGAAGAUCAUUGAAGAAGCGCCAGCCAGCAUAGCCAACCAGGCCGUGCUGGAGUACAUGGAACAGUGUGCGGUGAGAAUUGCCAAAAUGGUGGGCUACGUGAGUGCGGGGACGGUGGAAUACCUCUACAGCCCAGAUGGUAGCUUCCACUUCCUGGAACUGAACCCACGCCUGCAAGUGGAACAUCCCUGCACUGAGAUGAUAGCUGACGUCAAUCUGCCCGCUGCCCAACUUCAGAUUGCCAUGGGGAUUCCCUUACACAGGAUUAAGGAUAUCCGGGUUCUGUACGGAGCACCUCCUUGGGGCGACUCGCAAAUCAACCUGGAAACGCCAGCUAACAACCCGAGCCCCAGGGGUCAUGUCAUCGCUGCCCGCAUCACCAGUGAAAACCCAGAAGAGGGAUUUAAGCCAAGCUCAGGAACUGUCCAGGAGCUGAAUUUCCGCAGCAACAAAAAUGUCUGGGGCUACUUCAGCGUGGCUGCCGCAGGAGGGCUCCAUGAGUUUGCUGAUUCCCAGUUUGGCCACUGCUUCUCCUGGGGAGAGAACCGCGAGGAAGCCAUCUCGAACAUGGUCCUGGCCCUGAAGGAGCUAUCAAUCCGCGGGGACUUUAGGACAACAGUCGAGUACUUGAUCAAGCUGCUGGAAACCGAGAGCUUCCAAUGCAAUGAGAUAGACACCGGCUGGCUUGAUGAACUCAUCGCCGACAAAAUCCAGGCUGAGAAGCCGGACACUAUGCUCGGCGUGGUCUGUGGUGCAUUACACGUGGCGGAUUCAAUCUUUCAGACCAGUAUGGCCGACUUCUUACACUCUCUCGAGAGAGGACAGGUGCUCCCAGCCCACAGUCUGUUAAACACAGGGAACGUGGAGCUCAUCUAUGAAGGAAUUAAAUAUUCUAUGCAGGUGACUCGCCAGUUGCUGACGACCUACAUUGUUAUUCUGAACGGCUCUCACGUCGAGGUUGACCUUCACCGGCUGAGCGAUGGUGGUCUCCUGUUGUCCUAUGACGGUAGCAGUUACACCACGUACAUGAAGGAGGAGAUCGACAAGUACCUGAUAACAGUUGGUAACAAGACCUGUGUGUUUGACAAGGAGAAAGACCCCUCGGUGCUGAGGGCCCCCUCUACUGGUAAACUUCUGCAGUACCUCGUCGAAGAUGGAGGUCAUGUCUUUGCAGGACAGUGCUACGCGGAGAUCGAGGUCAUGAAGAUGGUUAUGGUGCUGACUGUAGAGGAGGCAGGGUGUGUGCAUUUCAUCAAGAGACCGGGAGCUUGUCUGGACCAAGGCUGUAUUGUGGCCAGGCUGGAGUUGGAUGAUCCUAAGAACCUUCAUCCAGCCCAGCUCUACAAAGGAUUCUUCAAGCCACAGCAGACGCUGCCAAUCGCUGGGGAGAAACUGCAUCAGGUGUUUCAGUGUCUGGAGAACCUGGUCAAUGUCAUGAAUGGUUACUGCCUGCCCGAGCCAUACUUCAGCAUCAAGGUUAAGGUGUGGAUCACAAAGCUAAUGGAGACUCUUCGAGACGCCUCGUUGCCUCUUCUCGAGUUGCAAGACAUUAUGACCAGCAUCUCAGGCAGAAUCCCCGCUAGCGUGGAGAAAGCCAUUCGCAAAGUGGUGGCUCAGUACGCCAGCAACAUCACCUCAGUGCUCUGCCAGUUCCCCAGCCAGCAGAUUGCAAACAUCCUCGACAGCCACGCAGCCACCCUGCAGCGCAAGGCUGACCGCGAAGUCUUCUUCAUGAACACGCAGAGCAUUGUUCAGCUGGUGCAGCGUUACCGCAGUGGGAUUCGUGGGCACUUGAAGUCGGUUGUCCUCGACCUGCUGAGGAGAUACUUGUGCGUGGAAACUCAGUUCCAGCAAGCGCAUUACGACAAGUGUGUGAUCAACAUGAGAGAGCAGAACAAACCCGACAUGACACCCGUCCUGGAGUGUAUCUUCUCCCACGCCCAGGUCGCCAAGAAGAACCACCUGGUUAUCAUGCUGAUCGAUCAGCUUUGUUCCCGGGAUCCCACACUGACAGAUGAACUGAUGCUGAUCCUAACAGACCUGACACAGCUCAGCAGAACAGAGAACUCCAAGGUGGCUCUUCGAGCUAGACAGGUGCUGAUUGCGUCGCACUUGCCAUCCUACGAGUUGCGGCACAACCAAGUGGAGUCCAUCUUCCUCUCCGCCAUUGACGAGUAUGGACACCAGUUCUGCCCAGAGAACCUGAAGAAACUAAUCCUCUCGGAGACCUCCAUCUUUGACGUCCUGCCCAAUUUCUUCUACCAUAGCAAUCAGGUGGUGCAGAAGGCAGCGCUCGAGGUGUACGUGAGACGGGCUUAUAUAGCUUACGAGCUGAACAGCGUACAGCACAACCAACUGCGUGACGGCACUUGUGUGGUGGAAUUCAAGUUUACACUCCCUUCAUCUCAUCCCAACAGAGAAGACAACCCUACCCUAGGAAGGAUGAGCAUUCCAACCAGCACAGAUCGCUAUGAGUUGAAUCGGAAAAGCAGUGACCCCUUCGCCAGUGGCGUGCAGUCAACUUCGUGCCAGCGAAUGGGAAUCAUGUUUGCUUUUGAUGCUUUUGAAGACCUAAUGAAGUACUUUGACGAGGUGAUUUCUUCCUUCACUGAUAACCUGAAUUGUCUGGAUAAUCCCCUGCUCUCCGAGCCAAGAUCCCCUUUCUUUGAUGAUGAGGAGAAUAAGUGCGUGAAGGGCGAGCCUGCAUAUAUUCUGAAUGUUGCCAUGAGAGAGACGGACUGUGUGCAGGAUGAUGAGUUGGUGCAGGUGUUCAGCAGAUUCAUUCAAUCAAAGAAAGCCGUUCUCUUUGACAACUCAAUCAGAAGAAUCACCUUUUUAGUAGCGCAAAAGAGAGAAUUCCCCAAGUUCUUCACCUUCAGAGCAGUCGCUGAGUUUGCAGAGGAUCGGAUUUACCGGCACUUGGACCCGGCGCUGGCCUUCCAGCUGGAACUCAACCGCAUGAGGAACUUCGACCUGAAAGCCAUGCCCUGUGGCAACCACAAGAUGCACCUGUACCUGGGGGCCGCCAAGGUGGAGAAGGGGGCAGAGGUCACUGACUACAGGUUCUUUGUUCGAGCCAUCAUCCGGCAUCCGGACCUCAUCACUAAGGAAGCUUCCUUCGAGUACCUGCAGAACGAGGGGGAAAGACUGUUGCUGGAGGCUAUGGACGAGCUGGAGGUGGUGUUUAACAACCAGACCGUCCGCACUGACUGUAACCACAUCUUCCUCAACUUUGUGCCAACCGUCAUCAUGGAUCCGUCCAAGAUUGAAACAUCUGUGCGGAGCAUGGUGAUGAGGUACGGGAGCAGGCUGUGGAAACUCCGUGUCCUGCAGGCGGAGCUCAAGAUAAAUAUCCGCCUGACUCCCACUGGGAAAGCCAUCCCAAUCCGGCUGUUCCUCGCCAACGAAUCUGGAUAUUACCUGGACAUCAGCCUGUACAAGGAAGUGACUGAUCCCGGAACUGGUCAGAUAAUGUUCCACUCGUAUGGAGAUAAGCAAGGACUUCUCCACGGCAUGUUGAUCAGCAGCCCGUACGUCACCAAAGACCUGCUCCAGGCCAAGCGAUUCCAGGCACAGACCCUGGGCACAACCUACGUUUACGAUAUCCCUGAAAUGUUUCACCAGGCUCUCUUCAAGCUGUGGGGCAGUGACAACGACUAUCCCAAGGAGCCCCUCCUCUACACAGAGCUAGUUCUGGACUCUCAGGGGCUGUUGGUGCACAUGAACAGGCUGCCCGCAAGUAAUGAGGUAGGGAUAGUGGCCUGGAAAAUGAAUCUCAAGACUCCCGAGUAUCCAGCUGGACGUGACAUUGUGGUCAUCUGCAACGACCUGACCUAUAAGAUUGGUUCCUUUGGCCCAGAAGAGGAUCUGCUGUUCCUGAGAGCGUCCGAGCUGGCGAGAGCCAAGCGCAUCCCUCGAGUUUACAUCGCAGCAAACAGCGGAGCCAGGAUCGGCCUAGCGGAGGAGAUACGCCACAUGUUCCAGGUCGCCUGGGAGGAUCCUGAAGAUCCGUAUAAAGGAUUCAAGUAUCUGUACCUAACACCUCAGGACUACACGAAGAUCAGUCCUUUUAACUCUGUGCACUGCGAGCACGUGGAGGAGAACGGAGAGUCCAGGUACGUGAUCACGGACAUUAUCGGCAACGAGGAAGGUCUGGGAGUGGAAAACCUUCGGGGGUCUGGGACCAUCGCAGGAGAAACGUCGCUCGCUUAUAACGAAAUCAUCACCAUCAGUCUGGUGACUUGCCGUGCGAUCGGGAUCGGUUCGUACCUGGUGAGGCUGGGGCAGCGGGUGAUCCAGGUGGAGAACUCCCACAUCAUCCUGACCGGAGCUGGGGCCCUCAACAAGGUGCUUGGCCGUGAAGUCUACUCGUCCAACAGUCAACUGGGAGGCGUCCAGAUCAUGCACAACAACGGUGUCUCGCACGCCACCGUCCCUGAUGACUUUGAGGGGGUUUUCACUAUCUUACAAUGGCUCUCCUACAUGCCUAAGGACAGUCGGGCUUCGCUUCCUGUCAUCACCCCGAAGGACUCCCCUGAGAGAGAGAUUGACUUUGUCCCCACAAAAGCUCCUUACGACCCGCGGUGGAUGCUGGCUGGCAGACCUCACCCCACUGUCAAAGGCGAGUGGCAAAGUGGCUUCUUUGACCACGGAUCCUUUAUGGAGAUCAUGAAACCCUGGGCACAGACUGUGGUGGUCGGCAGAGCCAGGCUCGGUGGGAUUCCCCUCGGAGUUAUUGCAGUUGAGACCCGGACGGUUGAGCUGACGAUCCCCGCUGAUCCAGCCGAUCUCGAUUCAGAAUUAAAAAUCAUCCAGCAGGCUGGCCAGGUGUGGUUCCCAGACUCGGCGUUUAAAACGGCUCAGGCCAUCAGAGACUUCAACCGGGAACAUCUUCCCCUCAUGGUGUUUGCCAACUGGCGAGGAUUUUCAGGUGGAAUGAAAGACAUGUACGAUCAGGUGCUGAAGUUCGGGGCCCUCAUUGUGGACGGCCUGAGGGAGUUCCGGCAGCCGGUACUGGUCUACAUCCCCCCUCAGGCUGAGCUGCGCGGGGGCUCCUGGGUGGUGAUCGACCCCACCAUCAACCCCCUUUACAUGGAGAUGUACGCGGAUCGGGAGAGCAGGGGAGGUGUGCUGGAGCCCGAAGGCACGGUGGAAAUCAAGUUCAGGCGGAAGGACUUGGUGAAGACUAUGAAGAGGAUUGACGCCAUCUAUUUGGGGCUCAGCGAGCAGUUGGGUUCCCCAGAGCUGGCCGAGGAGAGGCGCAGGGAGUUGGAGGCCAGGCUGAAGGCCCGAGAGGAGUUCCUGCUCCCCAUUUACCACCAGGUCGCCGUUCAGUUUGCCGAUCUGCACGACACCCCAGGACGGAUGCAGGAGAAGGGAGUCAUUACAGACAUCCUGGAGUGGAGGACCGCCCGCACCUUCUUCUUCUGGCGCCUGCGCCGCCUCCUGCUGGAGGAGGUGGUGAAGCGCGAGAUCUUGGCGGCCAACCCCGACCUGAGCAACGGACACAUUGAGUCUAUGCUGCGCCGCUGGUUCGUGGAGACCGAGGGCACCGUCAAGGCCUACCUGUGGGACAGUAACCUGCAGGUGGUGGAGUGGCUGGAGAAACACCUGGGGGAGGAGGACGACACUCGAUCUGUCAUACGGGAGAACAUCAAGUACCUCAAGAGGGAUUACGCACUCAAACACAUCCGCAGCCUGGUUCAGGAAAACCCCGAGGUGGGGAUGGACAGUAUUAUCCACAUGUCGCAACAGAUCACCCCCGCUCAGAGAGCACAGAUCAUCCACCUGCUCACAACCAUGGACGGUUCAGGCUCCAGCUGAGCAAAGGCACACAGUGAGCGCUGGAGCCUUUAAUCUCGGAGUCUCAGCGGGCGUGCGGCCAACACAGCGGAGAGCGGGAAGAACACAAAUUGGAAUUUUCAGGAAUAGAGAGAGAGAGAGAGAGAGACCCAGCCCUUGUGUGAACACCUUCUCAUCCACUUACUGCUAGGUAAACAGAGGCGUGUGGAGAAAGGAAACUUGCCUAACAUUUUGCUCUGCCUGGGAAUUGAGCCUGGGUCCUCACUCUUGCGAGGUGAGCGCUCUAAACCACUUACACUACAGGACUCCAGCAUAGAGGUAGGUUUAAGCCCAUUGCAACUAAGCUGUCUUUGAGAUGAGGCAUUGAAACCAAAGUCCCAUCUGUUUAUUCAGUGAACGUUAACAGAUCGCGAUUCUAUUCAAAAAGAGAAGGGAGUUUCUCCUGAUGUAUGUAUGUGUGUGUGUGUGAGUGCGUAUGAGCCAAUGUUCGAGCGUUUACAAAGACUGGUCCCAUUUGCACAAAUAUGUCUUCAGGUUAAACGGAAGUGAGUGUUGCCACAAAAUGCAAGUGUAUUGGAGUUUGAAGUGAUCCGGUAUGUCUGGUACAUUUAAUUCAUGUUUUUUUUUCUUUUUUAAGAGAAAAUAUAUCUGUAUAAAUAUGUAUACUUGAAAGCGCCUGGAAUUUAAAUUUUUUGGGAAUUCCGUGACUGAACAAUUAUAUUCGAUGAAUUAAAGAUUAAAAAAUAUAUAUCGA
Callorhinchus milii (elephant shark) is the source of this 7560-nucleotide messenger RNA. It is a transcript of the gene acacb, whose product is annotated as acetyl-CoA carboxylase beta. Gene Ontology annotation, biological process: fatty acid biosynthetic process. The record is from RefSeq and is a predicted model, not a curated record. Lineage: Eukaryota; Metazoa; Chordata; Chondrichthyes; Chimaeriformes; Callorhinchidae. Gene Ontology annotation, molecular function: ATP binding; metal ion binding; acetyl-CoA carboxylase activity.